AUGUUCUCUGCAGGACAGUCAAGGUCCCCUGCAGGACAAUCUAGGUCCGUGCAGUCUAGGUCCCCUGCAGGACAGUCUAGGUUGCUUUCAGGACAGUCUAGGUCCCCUGCAGGACAGUCUAGGGUCCCUACAGGACAGUCUAGGUCCGCUGCAGGACAGUCUAGGUCCCUUGCAGGACAGUCUAGGUCCCCUGCAGGACAGUCUAGGUCCCUGCAGGACAGUCUAGGUUCCCUACAGGCCAGUCUAGGUCCGCUGCAGGACAGUCUAGGCCCCUUGCAGGACAGUCUAGGUCCCCUGCAGGACAAUCUAGGUCCCCUGCAGGACAGUCAUGGUUCCCUGCAGGACAAUCUAGGUCCUUUGCAGGACAGUCAAUGUUCUCUGCAGGACAGUCAAGGUCCCCUGCAGGACAAUCUAGGUCCGGUGCAUGCCAGUCUAGGUCCCCUACAGGACAGUCUAGGUUCCCUACAGGACAGUCAAGUUUCUCUGCAGGGCAGUCAAGGUCCCCUGCAGGACAGUCUAGGUCCCCUGCAGGACAGUCUAGGUCCCUGCAGGACAGUCUAG
This is a messenger RNA of Haliotis rubra (blacklip abalone), 561 nucleotides long. RefSeq lists its product as uncharacterized. Bases 1 to 561 code for a protein of 186 amino acids. The transcript has a single exon. Lineage: Eukaryota; Metazoa; Mollusca; Gastropoda; Lepetellida; Haliotidae. The record is from RefSeq and is a predicted model, not a curated record.